AUCACUAUAUAUAAUCCGACAUAGCCACCCAACCAAGCAUCAACAAUCCCUUCGAACAUCCGGGCACUUCACCCACGAAACACAGCCGAGAAAAUCUUCCUUUCCUUCAAGCAAACCAUCGCUGAAACACCAGCUUUCGAGCGCAACCAAAAACCGAAUAUCACCCACAAACCAGAAUCAAGAUGGUGUUCAACAGGAAGGAUCAAGAGUCGCAGCAACUGACGGACGAGGAGAGGCGCAAGAAGAAGAUGAAGUGGACGAUCGGCAUCACUGCCUUCGUCAUCUUCCAGGUAGUCCAGGCCCUCUUCUUUGUCCUUGUCAUCAUGAAGUUCAAGUCCCCCAAGUUCAGGGUCGGCGAGUUCGACGUCCAGUCCCUGAACGUCGGGAGUCAGGCCUCACCCUCGUUCGACAUGACCUUUGUCGCCCCGAUCCGGAUCAAGAACACAAACUGGGGCCCCUUCAAGUACGACGCCACCACCGUUAACUUCCUCUAUGGAGGCGUCCAGCUGGGACAGGUGGAUAUUCCGAAGAGCAAGGCCAACUUCAAGUCCACCAAGAAGAUCGACGCCAGCGUGAUCUUGAACUCCGCGAACUUGCCGAGCGAUUCGACUCUCGCGAGCGAGUUGAACUCGGGGGUCAUAACGUUGAACAGCCAAGGCGAGCUCAAAGGGAAGGUGACGGUCAUGUUCAUGUUCAAGAAGAACAAGACCUCGCAAAUGAACUGCACCAUGGCCAUUGAUGUGUCCGCAAAGGCACUCAAGUCCUUGGAAUGCAUAUGAGAGUUGAGAGGGUGAUCUCUGUAUUAGAUUUUUCGUGCGGUUGCUUAUUUGUUUACCUGAAUUUUUUUUGAACUUUGUGUCCUAUUAUUAUUCAUUGGGUUCCAGUUGUGUGUAUACUUAAAAAUUUAUACAUUUUCUAUACGUGUUA
Messenger RNA from Syzygium oleosum, 927 nucleotides. RefSeq lists its product as uncharacterized. The transcript has a single exon. The record is from RefSeq and is a predicted model, not a curated record. The coding region runs from base 183 to 779 and encodes 198 amino acids. Lineage: Eukaryota; Viridiplantae; Streptophyta; Magnoliopsida; Myrtales; Myrtaceae.